This is a messenger RNA of Odobenus rosmarus divergens (Pacific walrus), 8125 nucleotides long. RefSeq names its product piezo-type mechanosensitive ion channel component 1 (gene PIEZO1). The transcript is spliced from 51 exons. NCBI's taxonomy places the organism in Eukaryota, Metazoa, Chordata, Mammalia, Carnivora, Odobenidae. The record is from RefSeq and is a predicted model, not a curated record. Gene Ontology annotation, cellular component: plasma membrane; endoplasmic reticulum. Gene Ontology annotation, molecular function: monoatomic cation channel activity; mechanosensitive monoatomic ion channel activity. Gene Ontology annotation, biological process: detection of mechanical stimulus; cellular response to mechanical stimulus; regulation of membrane potential.
AUGCUUCCGCCCUGUCGGGGCUGCGAGCCAGUGGGCCUCAGUUCCCCGCUCACGUCCCCCGGGCCGGCGUCCAGGGCUGUCCGGGCGCCACCCGCCUGCCUGGUGCCCAGCCUCUUGGCUGGGCUGAUGGCAGAAGAGGAGUCGGGGACGGUGUCGGGCCGGCUCACAGACUAUCUCCGGAGCGUCCAGCUGUGCCGGCUGGAAGAGGUGUCAGCGGGUUCAGAGGAAAGGCGGGAACAGGCUGUGGGCACGUGGGCCUCUCAGGUCAGCCAGGCUGAUGGCCGCGAGCCCCACGGCUCCGCUCAGGGAGAGGCCUGCCUGUCCCGCUUCAACGCCCUCUCUCUGGUCUACCUGCUGUUCCUGCUGCUGCUGCCCUGGUUCCCAGGUCCCCGUCGGCACGGCAUCCCAGGCCACACUCGUCGCCUCCUCCGGGCCCUGCUGGUUUUCAGCCUCCUCUUCCUGGCAGCUCACCUGGCCUUCCAGAUAUGCCUGUACACCAUGCCCCGCCUGGACCAGCUUCUGGGGCCCAGCUGCAGCCCCUGGGAGAUCCUCUCCCGGCACGUGGGGGUCACGAGGCUGGACCUGAAGGACAUCCCCAAUGCCAUCCGGCUGGUGGCCCCCGACCUUGGUGUCCUGGUGGUCUCCUCUGUGUGCCUCGGCCUGUGUGGGCGCCUCGCCCAGGACGCCCAGCCAAGCCAGCGUGCCCAGGAGCUGGACGAUGAUGACAGGGAAGUGGACACCGGCUCCCCAGGGGGGCCUCAGGGAACCCCUGUGCUGGCCCCCACGCGGAGGUUGCAGCUGGCCACCCGGUUCCAGAUCACAGCGCACUGGCUGCUGGUGGCUGCGGGGCGGACCCUGGCCAUCGUGCUGCUCGCGCUGGCAGGCAUCGCCCACCCCUCCGCCUUUUCCAGCGUCUACUUCCUGAUCUUCCUGGCCACCUGCACCUGGUGGGCGUGCCACUUUCCCAUCAGCCCCCUGGGCUUCAGCACACUCUGCGUCAUGGUGGGCUGCUUCGGCGCCAGCCACCUCAUCUGCAUCUACUGCUACCAGACGCCCUUCGCCCAGGCCAUGCUCCCACCGUCCGGCAUCUGGGCCAGGGUGUUCGGUCUCAAGGCCUUAGUGGCCCAGAGCAACUGCUCCAGCCCCAACGUGCUGGUCCUCGAUACGAGCCACGACUGGCCCAUCUACGUGAGCCCCGGAGUCCUGCUGCUUCUCUACUAUACCGUGACCUCACUCCUCAAGCUCCGCACACACCGGCCCUUGAACCAGAGGAAGGAGGCAGCCGGGAGUGAUGAGGAGCAGGAGGUGGAGCUGACCCAGGUGGACCAGUGGCCCCAGGGGCGCUCGUCUCCGCAGUGCAUGCUGCCCACAACCACGGGGUCUGACUGGGAGACUGACAGCUGCACCGUGCAUGACCUGACUGGCCACAGCCCCGUCCAGCAGCGCCCCCUGCGCCCCAGGCUGGCUGAGCCUGAAGAGCCGUCUCCACUACACAGUCUGGGUCAUCUCAUCAUGGAUCAGAGCUACGUGUGUGCCCUCAUUGCCAUGAUGGUGUGGAGCAUCACCUACCACAGCUGGCUGACCUUCGUACUGCUGCUCUGGGCCUGCCUUAUCUGGACCGUGCGCAGCCGCCACCAGAUGGCCAUGCUCUGCUCGCCCUUCAUCCUGCUCUACGGGCUGGCGCUGUGUGGCCUGCGCUACGUGUGGGCCAUGGACCUGCGUCCCGAGCUGCCCACCACCCUGGGCCCUAUGAGCCUGCGUCAGCUGGGGCUGGAGCACACUCGCUACCCUUGCCUGGACCUUGGCGCCAUGUUGCUGUACAUGCUGACCUUCUGGCUCCUGCUGCGCCGGUUCGUCAAGGAGAAGCUGCUGAAGGCGAAGACCCCUGCCGCGCCAACGGAGGUCACCGUGGCCGACACAGAGCCGCCGCGGGUGCGGACGCUGCUGCAGAGCCUGGGGCAGCUGGUCAGCGGCCUGUACGCCAAGUACUGGAUCUACGUGUGCGCCGGCAUGUUCAUUGUGGUCAGCUUCGCCGGCCGCCUGGUUGUGUACAAGAUCGUGUACAUGCUGCUUUUCCUGCUGUGCCUCACCCUCUUCCAGGUCUACUACAGCCUGUGGAGGAAGCUGCUCAAGCUCUUCUGGUGGCUGGUGGUGGCCUACACCAUGCUGGUGCUCAUCGCCGUCUACACCUUCCAGUUCCAGGACUUCCCCAUGUACUGGCGCAACCUGACAGGCCUCACGGACGAGCAGCUGGGGGACCUGGGUCUGGAGCAGUUCAGCGUGUCAGAGCUGUUCUCCAGCAUCCUGGUCCCCGGCUUCUUCCUGCUGGCCUGCAUCCUGCAGCUGCACUAUUUCCACCAGCCCUUCAUGCAGCUUACCGACCUGGAGCACGUGCCCCCACCCGGUGCCCGCCUCCCGCGCUGGGCCCACAGGCAGGACGCGGUCAGUGGGACCCCACUGCUGCUGCAGGAGGAGCAGGAGGAGCCCGGGGAGGAGGGGCCGAUGAGCAUGGCUGGCCCCUGCCCCGCCGUGCAGGGCCCGGAAGGUGAGUCCCACGGGCAGCUGUGAGGUCCCUCUGCCCCGACCCCUGUGAGCCCUCUUCCUCACGGCGCCUCCCCCUUGGCUGCAGCCAGCAAGUGGGGCCUGGUGGCUGAACGGCUGCUGGACCUGGCCUCCGGCUUCUCGGACGUCCUCACCCGAGUGCAGGUGUUGGUGCGGCGUCUCCUGGAGCUGCACGUCUUCAAGCUGGUGGCCCUGUACACCGUGUGGGUGGCUCUGAAGGAGGUGUCGGUGAUGAAUCUGCUGCUGGUGGUGCUCUGGGCCUUCGCCCUGCCCUACCCCCGCUUCCGGCCCAUGGCCUCCUGCCUGUCCACCGUGUGGACCUGCAUCAUCAUCGUGUGCAAGAUGCUCUACCAGCUCAAGGUCGUCAGCCCCCACGAAUACUCCAGCAACUGCACCGAGCCCCUCCUCAACAGCACCAACCUGCAGAAGGCGGAGAUCAAGCAGUCCUUGCUGUACCGGGGGCCCGUCGACCCUGCCAACUGGUUUGGGGUGCGGAAGGGCUUCCCAAACCUAGGCUACAUCCAGAACCACCUGCAGGUCCUGCUGCUGCUGGUGUUCGAGGCCAUCAUGUACCGGCGCCAGGAACACCACCGCCGGCAACACCAGCUGGGCCCGCUGCCCGCCCAGGCCGUAUGUGCCGACGGCACCCGCCAGCGGCUGGACCAGGACCUGCUCAGCUGCCUCAAGUACUUUGUCAACUUCUUUUUCUACAAAUUUGGGCUAGAGAUCUGCUUCCUGAUGGCCGUGAACGUGAUUGGGCAGCGCAUGAACUUCAUGGUCAUCCUGCACGGCUGCUGGCUGGUGCUCAUCCUCACCCGCCGGCGCCGCGCAGCCAUCGCUCGCCUCUGGCCCAACUACUGUCUCUUCUUGGCGCUCUUCCUGCUCUACCAGUAUCUGCUGUGUCUGGGCAUCCCCCCCGCCCUGUGCAUCGACUACCCGUGGCGCUGGAGCCAGGCCAUCCCCAUGAACUCAGCGCUCAUCAAGUGGUUGUACCUGCCCGACUUCUUCAGAACCCCCAACUCCACCAAUCUCAUCAGUGAUUUCCUGUUGCUGCUGUGUGCCUCCCAGCAGUGGCAGGUGUUCUCCGCCGAGCGCACGGAGGAGUGGCAGCUCAUGGCCGGCAUCAACACUGACCACCUGGAGCUGCAGCUGGGCGAGCCCAGUGCCGUGCCCAACUUCAUCUACUGCAGGUCCUACCUCGACAUGCUGAAGGUGGCCGUCUUCCGCUACCUCUUCUGGCUGGUGCUGGUGGUGGUGUUUGUUACGGGGGCCACGCGCAUCAGCAUCUUCGGGCUGGGCUACCUGCUGGCCUGCUUCUACCUGCUGCUCUUCGGCACCAGCCUGUUGCAGAAGCACACGCGCACCCGCCUCGUGCUGUGGGACUGCCUCAUCCUGUACAACGUCACCGUCAUCAUCUCUAAGAACAUGCUCUCGCUCCUGUCCUGCGUAUUCGUGGAACAGAUGCAGAGCAGCUUCUGCUGGGUCAUCCAGCUGUUCAGCCUCGUGUGCACCGUCAAAGGCUACUACGACCCCAAGGAGAUGCUGAGCAGGGACCGGGACUGCCUGCUGCCCGUGGAGGAGGCUGGCGUGCUCUGGGACAGCGUCUGCUUCCUGUUCCUGCUGCUGCAGCGCCGUGUGUUCCUCAGCCGCUACUUUUUGCACGUGCGUGCGGAGCUCCAGGCCACCGCCCUGCAGGCCUCCAGGGGCUUCGCGCUGUACAACGCCGCCAACCUCAAAAGCAUCGAGCUCCACCGCAAGGCCGAGGAGAAGUCCCUGGCCCAACUGAAAAGGCAGAUGGAGCGUAUCCGCGCCAAGCAGGAAAAGCACAGGCAGGGCCGGGCGGGCCACAGUCACUCCCAGGACCCCCCAGACCCCACCCAGGAGCCAGGGCCUGGCAGUCCAGGGGGCUCCUCCCCACGGAGACAGUGGUGGCGGCCCUGGCUGGACCACGCCACAGUCAUCCACUCGGGGGACUACUUCCUGUUUGAGUCGGAUAGUGAGGAGGAGGAGGAGGCCGUGCCCGAGGACCCCAGGCCAUCAGCACAGAGUGCCUUCCAGAUGGCCUACCACGCGUGGGUGACGAACGCGCAGACGGUGCUGAGGCAGCAGCGGGAGGACCAGGAGAGGCAGGAAGGGGCGGAGCAGCUGCCCACAGGAGGCGGCCCAGGCCAGGGGGCAGAGCCAGCGGACGGCCCGGAUGAGGCAGUGGCAGCUGGCCCCAGCCACGUGAUGCAGCGCGUGCUGAGCACCCUGCAGUUUCUGUGGGUGCUGGGGCAGGCGCUGGUGGAUGGACUGACGGACUGGCUGCUCACCUUCACACGGCACCACCGCGCCAUGAGUGACGUGCUGCGUGCCGAGCGCUACCUGUACAAGCAGGGGCUGUGUGGGGGCAAAGAGGUGCAGCGCAGCUUGGUGGAGCAGCCGUACAGCAGCGAGGCCGAGGCCGCACCUCCAGGCCCCUUGGGAACCCGAGACGCACCGAGUACAGCAUCGAGCGGGCUGAGGGCCGAGGAGCCGCUGAACACUGCGACGGAGAACCUCGGUGGCCCGCGGGGCAUGGGGUACCACACCCGGGGCGGCAGCGGCGGCGAGGUGGCCCCCGAGCCUGGGGCUUCCCCGCACAGCUCCCGGGAGCUUCCUGUUGGCGCCGCUACCCGGACGCGCACAGCCAGCGAGCUGCUGACCAGGCAGCAGCGCAUCGAGGAGCUGGAGGAGGCCGCCCAGUUCGAAGCCGGGCAGGGCCGGGCCCUGCGGCUGCUGCGGGCUGCAUACCAGUGCGUGGCGGCCCACUCGGAACUGCUCUGCUACUUCAUCAUCAUCCUCAACCACAUGGUCACCGCCUCGGCCACCUCCCUGGUGCUGCCUGUGCUUGUCUUCCUGUGGGCCAUGCUGUCCAUCCCAAGGCCCAGCAAGCGCUUCUGGAUGACGGCCAUCAUCUUCACCGAGGUGUCCGUGGUCACCAAGUACCUGUUCCAGUUUGGCUUCUUCCCCUGGAACACGCAUGCCGUGCUGCGGCGCCACGAGAACAAGCCGUAUUUCCCGCCACGCAUCCUGGGCUUGGAGAAGACGGAGAGCUACAUCAAGUACGAUCUGGUGCAGCUCAUGGCCCUCUUCUUCCACCGCUCGCAGCUGCUGUGCUACGGCCUCUGGGACCACGAAGAGGGCCAGCUCUCCAAGGAGCAGGAUCAGGGCAGUGGGAAGAAGGGGGCUGAGGAGGAGCGGGCACCGCUGGGACCCCAGACUGAGGCGGUCACGGGGCCCCAGGGAGAGCCAGCAGUGGCUGGGGCCCUCACCCAGGACCACAUCCGGGCAGAAGCAGGGGACGGGCCUGCAGAGCCUCCUGUAGAGCUCAAGCCCCGAGACACGAAGCGUAUCAGCCUGCGCUUCAGGAAGAAAAGGAGGGAGACCCCUGGUGGGAGGGGGUCUCGGGUUGGUUGGAGUCUGAGCUGCACUCAGCUCUCUGGGGGCUCCGGUCAGCAGUGGCUGCUCCCCACAGAAGGUGUGACGGCAGCCUCUGGGAGAGAGAAGUGGAGUCGCCCCCGGGAAAGAGUGACAGCCGUGGGGCUCCGACUGCAGAGCUUCUGCCUGGCCAUGGCCCAGAGCGUGUACCAGCCCCUGCGGCGCUUCUUCCACGAUAUCCUGCACACCAAGUACCGUGCGGCCACCGACGUCUACGCGCUCAUGUUUCUGGCUGACGUGGUCGACUUCAUCAUCAUCAUUUUUGGCUUCUGGGCCUUUGGGAAACACUCGGCAGCUACAGACAUCACGUCCUCGCUGUCAGACGACCAGGUGCCAGAGGCCUUCCUGGUCAUGCUGCUCAUCCAGUUCAGCACCAUGGUCAUCGACCGUGCCCUCUACCUCCGCAAGACCGUGCUGGGCAAGCUGGCCUUCCAGGUCGUCCUGGUGCUGGCCAUCCACCUCUGGAUGUUCUUCAUUCUGCCUGCCGUCACCGAGAGGAUGUUCAGCCAGAACGCAGUGGCCCAGCUGUGGUACUUCGUCAAGUGCAUCUACUUCGCCCUGUCCGCCUACCAGAUCCGCUGCGGAUACCCCACCCGCAUCCUUGGCAACUUCCUCACCAAGAAGUACAACCACCUGAACCUCUUCCUCUUCCAGGGGUUCCGCCUUGUGCCGUUCCUGGUGGAGCUUCGGGCCGUAAUGGACUGGGUGUGGACAGACACCACACUGUCCCUGUCCAGCUGGAUGUGCGUAGAGGACAUCUACGCCAACAUCUUCAUCAUCAAGUGCAGCCGCGAGACUGAGAAGAAAUACCCACAGCCCAAGGGGCAGAAGAAGAAGAAGAUCGUCAAGUACGGCAUGGGCGGCCUCAUCAUUCUCUUCCUCGUGGCCAUCAUCUGGUUCCCGCUGCUCUUCAUGUCCCUGGUGCGCUCUGUGGUCGGCGUCGUCAACCAGCCCAUCGACGUCACGGUCACCCUCAAGCUGGGUGGUUACGAGCCCCUGUUCACCAUGAGCGCCCAGCAGCCGUCCAUCGUGCCGUUCACACAGCAGGCCUAUGAGGAGCUGUCCAGACAAUUUGACCCUAACCCACUGGCCAUGCAGUUCAUCAGCCAGUACAGCCCCGAGGACGUCGUCACGGCGCAGAUCGAGGGCAGUUCCGGGGCGCUGUGGCGCAUCAGCCCGCCGAGCCGGGCCCAGAUGAAGCGGGAGCUAUACAAUGGCACGGCUGACAUCACCCUGCGCUUCACCUGGAACUUCCAGAGGGACCUGGCCAAGGGCGGCACCGUGGAGUACACCAACGAGAAGCACACCCUGGACCUGGCCCCUAAUAGCAGUGAGCGGCGGCAGCUGGCCAGCCUGCUUGAAGGCACCUCCGACCAGUCCGUGGUCAUCCGCAACCUCUUCCCCAAGUACAUCCGGGCCCCCAACGGGCCUGAAGCCAACCCUGUGAAGCAGCUGCAGCCCAACGAGGAGGAAGACUACCUCAGCGUGCGCAUCCAGCUGCGGAGGGAGCGCGUGGCCGCAGGGGCCACUGGCUUCCUCGAGUGGUGGGUCAUCGAGCUGCAGGACUGCCAGGCCGAGUGCAACCUGUUGCCCAUGGUCAUCUUCAGUGACAAGGUCAGCCCGCCCAGCCUGGGCUUCCUGGCUGGCUACGGGAUCAUGGGGCUCUACGUGUCCAUCGUGCUGGUCAUUGGCAAGUUCGUGCGCGGCUUCUUCAGCGAGAUCUCGCACUCCAUCAUGUUCGAGGAGCUGCCGUGCGUGGACCGCAUCCUCAAGCUCUGUCAGGACAUCUUCCUGGUGCGGGAGACGCGGGAGCUGGAGCUUGAGGAGGAGCUUUAUGCCAAGCUCAUCUUCCUGUACCGCUCGCCCGAAACUAUGAUCAAGUGGACCCGCGAGAAGGAGUAGGAGCAGGGCUCCUGCACCCACGCAUGAAGGAGCCGCCCAGCACAUUGCUGGGCGCAGACACCCCAGCCCCGGCCGCCCUGCCCUGACGCUGCUGCCAGAAGGAAGCUGGGGCCCCUGUUCGGCCCGGCACAGGGCCCAGCGCAGCCGGCACACUGGGCCAGGGGCUCCAGCCUUCCCUUCCCCAUGCGUACUGUAGGGUUUU